AUGAUGAAGAGUAAAAGUAAGAAAGUCCAGGAGGAGGGCUCUGCUCACAGCAAUGCGUCAAGCAACUCUGCUUCAGAAGAUUCAAACCACUCUGCAUCUGACUCGGGCAGUCAGUCUGAGAGCGAGCACGGCAGUGACCAUGGCAGCGGCCGAGGCAGCGGACCGGUGGAGCGCAGCAGUGACCACGGCAGCGGACAUGGCAGUGACCACGGCAGCGAACAUGGCAGUGACCACGGCAGCGAACACGGCAGCGAGCACGCUAGUGAGCAUGGCAGCGAGCGCAAGAGGUCCCAUCACUCAGAGUCCAACAGCUCCUCAGAAUCAGACAGCCAGGCGGAAUCAGACGAGUCCAAGUCUCAUCACAACAGCGAGGCCAAAGACAAGCCUGUGGGACGCAAGGAGAGGCUGGCUGACGUCAAGAAGAUGUGGGAGGAGCAUCCGGAUGUGUACGGGGUCAGGAGGUCCAAUCGAAGCCGCCAGGAGCCAGAGCGUCUGAACGUAGGAGCAGGGGGCAGCAGUGGCUCUGAGAGUGAGAGCCCAAAGCGCAAAAGCUCACGAACUAAGAAAAAGGAACAAAUGUGGAAAGAUGGAGACUCCGAUGAUGAAGAGGAGUCUGAAAAUUCCGACAGUGAACAGGAAGAGAAAAAAGUUAGAUCCAGACGACUUCCUGCGCGAAGGCCUCAGAGUCGAUCGUCCAAAAAGCAGCAGUCUCAGAAGUCCAGGAAGUCCAAGAGGCCGGACUCCUCUGCGGACGAGGACGAUGAAGACGAUGAUGACGACGAUGACGACGACGACGAUGACGACUCUCCAAAAAGACAACAGCGCAAAAGAGGGGCCACCACAGUCAAGAGCUAUAAAGAGGACCAGCACGACUUCGAAACCGACUCGGACGACCUGAUCGAGAUGACGGGGGACGUGGCGGAGGAGCAGCAGGACGAUGACAGCGAGACCAUCGAGAAAAUCAUGGACACCAGGACGGCCAAGAAAGGAGCCACGGGAGAGCGCACGGCAAUGUACGCGGUGGAGGAGCACGGAGACCCGAACGCAGGCUUUGACCCCGACACGGAUGAGGCCGAGGUCCAGUAUCUGAUCAAGUGGAAAGGCUGGUCCUACAUCCACAACACCUGGGAGAGUCUGGACUCACUCACAGAGAACAAGGUCAAAGGCCUCAAGAAGCUCGACAACUUCAAGAAGAAGAACGACGAGCUCAACGCAUGGCUGAACAAGGCGUCUCCUGAAGACAUCGAGUUCCACAACUGUCAGCAGGAGCUCAACUCGGACCUCAACAAACAGUUUCAGUUCGUGGAGCGCAUCAUCGCCACAAAGACCGGGAAGUCCCAAGUGCCCUCGGACUUUCCCUCUCACAGUCACAAGAGCGGGCCGUCUGACGAGCCGGAGUACCUGUGUAAGUGGAUGGGCCUGCCCUACUUGGACUGCAGCUGGGAGGAUGGGGCUUUGCUCAAGAAGAAGUUCCAAUCCUGUAUCGACAGCUUCAACAGCCGCAACUCCAGCAAGACCCUGCCCUCCAAAGACUGCAAGGUCCUGAAGCAAAGGCCCAGGUUUGUGGCUCUGAAGAAGCAGCCUUCAUACAUCGGUGACGAGAACCUGGAGCUCAGAGACUACCAGCUGGCUGGGGUCAACUGGCUGGCCCACUCAUGGUGCAGGUGUAACAGCGUGAUCCUGGCCGACGAGAUGGGCCUGGGGAAGACCAUCCAGACCAUCUCUUUCCUCUCCUACCUGUUCCACCAGCACCAGCUGUACGGGCCCUUCCUGGUGGUGGUGCCCCUGUCCACUCUCACGUCCUGGCAGAGGGAGUUCCAGACCUGGGCCCCCGGCAUGAACGUGGUGGUCUACCUGGGCGAUGUCAUGAGCCGGAAGACGAUCCGAGACUACGAGUGGGUGAACCACCAAACAAAGAGGAUUCGCUUCAAUGCACUGCUGACGACUUAUGAAAUUCUACUGAAAGACAAGGGCGUGCUGGGGAACAUCAACUGGGCGUUCCUGGGCGUGGACGAGGCUCACCGGCUGAAGAACGACGACUCCCUGCUGUACAAGAGCCUGAUGGAGUUCCGCUCCAACCACCGGCUGCUGAUCACGGGAACGCCGCUGCAAAACUCCCUCAAAGAGCUGUGGUCGCUGCUGCACUUCCUGAUGCCGCACAAAUUCGACUCGUGGGAGGACUUUGAGGAGGAGCACGGACUGGGACGGGACAAUGGCUACCAGAGCCUCCACAAAGUCCUGGAGCCCUUCCUCCUGCGGCGCGUCAAGAAAGACGUGGAGAAGUCUCUUCCCGCCAAAGUGGAGCAGAUCCUCCGCGUGGACAUGAGCGCGCAGCAGAAGCAGUUCUACAAGUGGAUCCUGACGCGGAACUACAAGGCUCUGUCCAAAGGCACCAGAGCCAGCUCGUCCGGGUUCCUCAACAUCGUCAUGGAGCUGAAGAAGUGCUGCAACCACAGUUACCUCAUCAAACUGCCCGAGGAAGACGAGGAGGGGGACAGCAGGCCCAUGCAACUGCAGGGGGUGGUGCGUGGCAGUGGGAAGCUGGUGCUCUUGGACAAACUGCUGAGCCGGCUCCGGCAGCGAGGGAACCGGGUCCUGAUCUUCUCCCAGAUGGUGCGCAUGCUGGACAUCCUGGCCGAGUACCUGACCAUGAAGCGCUACCCAUUCCAGCGACUGGACGGUUCCAUUAAAGGAGAGAUCCGGAAACAGGCCCUGGACCACUUCAACGCAGAGGGCUCCGAGGACUUCUGCUUCCUGCUCUCGACUCGUGCUGGAGGUCUGGGCAUCAACCUGGCCUCCGCUGACACUGUGGUCAUCUUCGACUCGGACUGGAACCCUCAGAAUGACCUGCAGGCCCAGGCUCGAGCCCACCGCAUCGGACAGAAGAAGCAGGUGAACAUCUAUCGACUGGUGACCAAAGGCACAGUGGAGGAGGACAUCAUCGAGCGAGCCAAGAAGAAGAUGGUUCUGGACCACCUGGUGAUCCAGAGGAUGGACACCACCGGCCGCACGGUUCUGGACAACAGCUCCAGGAGCACAAACGCCAAUCCCUUUAACAAAGAUGAGCUGACCGCCAUCCUCAAGUUCGGAGCCGAAGAGUUGUUCAAAGAGGCCGAGGGGGAGGAGUCCGAGCCACAGGAAAUGGACAUCGAGGAGAUCCUGAGACUGGCUGAGACCAGGGAGAGCGACCAGGGCUCCAGCGCCACGGACGAACUGCUCUCCCAGUUCAAGGUGGCUAACUUCUCCACUAUGGAGGAGAGCACUCAGGAGCUGGAGGAGAAGUCUGCACGGGACUGGGACGACAUCAUCCCAGAGGAGCAGCGCAAGAAGAUAGAGGAGGAGGAGAGGCAGAGGGAGAUGGAGGACAUCUUCAUGCUGCCCCGAAGCCGGAGCUCCAACAAGAAGGCCCAGGCCAACGACAGCGACAGUGACGUGGGCUCCAAACUCAAGAACCGCUCGUCCGGCUCCGACAGCGAGACCGACGAGAGCGGCGACGACAAGAGGCCGAAGAGGAGAGGCCGCCCCCGCGCUCGCAAGAACCUGGUGGAGGGCUUCACGGACCCAGAGAUCCGCAGGUUCAUCAAGGCCUACAAGAAGUUUGGAGCGCCUCUGGAAAGGCUGGAGGCCAUCGCGCGUGACUCGGAGCUGGUGGACAAGUCCAUCGCGGACCUGAAGAGACUGGGGGAGCUGGUGCACUCCAGCUGCAUGUCCGCCCUCCAGGAGCACGAGGAGCAGCUCCGGGACAACCCAGUGGAAGCCAAAGGCCCCGGAAAACGCAGAGGGAUCAACAUCAAGAUUUCUGGAGUCCAAGUCAACGCCAAGUCCAUCAUCCAGCACGAGGAGGAGUUUGAGCCACUGCACAAGGCUGUUCCCUCCAGCGUGGCAGAGAGAAACAAGUUUAUGCUGAGCCUGCGGGUGAAGCAGGCACACUUUGACGUGGAGUGGGACCUGCAGGACGACACGCAGCUGCUGCUGGGCAUCUACGAGCACGGCUUUGGCAACUGGGACCUCAUCAAGACCGACCCCGACAUGAGGCUGGUGGACAAGAUUCUGCCUGACGACCCUGGGAAGAAGCCCCAAGGCAAACAGCUGCAGGCCCGGGCCGAGUACCUGCUCAAGCUGCUGAGGAAGGAGCAGGACCAGGCCCAGGACUCUGUCGAGGUGAAGGUGAAGGUGAAGAAGAGGAAGCCCCGAGCCAAGAAGGACUCGGCUGCAGCCAAGGACGAGGCCGGCCAGGACAAGGGCUCGCCCCGGCUGUCCGACCUGCAGUCUGAGGAGGGCCAGGAGGACGGAGCAGAGAAAUCCCCCGUCAAGAAGAGGCAAAAGAAACGAGCCAACAAGGAAAACAAGGAGAAGCAGACUACUCCCAAGAAGGACAAGGACUCUGAGAAGGAGAAGAAGAGCCCGCGCGCCCGCAAGGACAAGCCCAAAGCCAAAGGGAAGAAGAACCAGGGCCCGGUGCACAUCACUGCAGGCUCCGAUCCCGUCCCCAUCCAGGGCAAAGAGGAGGACGAGCUCGACCAGGAGACCUUCAGCAUAUGUAAGGAGCGCAUGCGUCCGGUGAAGAAGGCGCUGAAGCAGUUGGACAAACCCGACGAGGGUCUGUCUGACCAGGACCAGCUGCAGCACACUCGCACCUGUCUGCUCAAGAUAGGAGACCGCAUCAGCGAGUGUCUGAAGGCCUACAGCGACCCGGACCACGUGAAGCAGUGGAGGAGAAAUCUCUGGAUAUUUGUGUCCAAGUUUACAGAGUUUGGUGCCAGGAAACUCCACAAACUGUACAAGAUGGCCCAGAAGAAGCGCUCGCAUGAAGAAGAGAAGGAGCAUAAGAAGAAGGAGGACGGCGGGAGUAAAUCCAAGUCUUUCAAACCGGAGCCUUCGGGGUCCAACCGUGACCCCAGCGGAGCCUCCAAACCCCUGGGGCACCAGCGGGAGUCGUAUCCCCCAGGGGGCAAGAGGAACUUCAACGACGAGCGCGGCGAGUGGCAGCGGGACAGGAAGUACCCGUAUCCUGGCAACAGUGGGCCGCCGUGGGGAGAGCGGCCGCAUCAGUACGAUCGCUACAAAGAGCACUACGGGGAGCGGCGGCACGGAGGGGACUACCGCAGCUCCGGAGGCUACCGCAACAACACGUCGCCGCGGAAACGACCCUACGACUACGGCAACGAGCGAGACCACCGAGCGCACCGGCCCUACUAUGACAGACACUCGGACCAGAAGAGGAGGCGUCCGGACGACUACCGCGGCCCCGGGUACCACUCAGGACGGGACGGCCCCACGCAGGACUUCAGGAGGCCCCCAGAGCACAGGCAGAGCGGGCCCCCAGGAGCCGACCACUACAGGCCCUACCCCCCCGACAAACCGCCCUCCCUGGAGACACGCUCCCCCCAGGGCCACAAGAGCCCCCCCACGGAGCCCAGCGGAGGGGAGGCCGUGUGGAGCCGCAAGGCCACCUAG
Molecule: messenger RNA, 5457 nt
Organism: Knipowitschia caucasica
Lineage: Eukaryota; Metazoa; Chordata; Actinopteri; Gobiiformes; Gobiidae
Source: the annotation of a GenBank genome assembly